Messenger RNA from Lycium ferocissimum, 1335 nucleotides. RefSeq names its product F-box protein PP2-A15-like. The transcript is spliced from 3 exons. NCBI's taxonomy places the organism in Eukaryota, Viridiplantae, Streptophyta, Magnoliopsida, Solanales, Solanaceae. The coding region runs from base 162 to 1037 and encodes 291 amino acids. Gene Ontology annotation, molecular function: protein binding. The record is from RefSeq and is a predicted model, not a curated record.
CAAAUCAAAAACAAAAAAACCGGUCCUUAAAAAUUUCCCCUUAUUAAUAUCUCCCCCAAUCCAUCUCUCAACUCACCGGCACCAGCUACAACACCUAUGAAUUGACUAAAUUACCCCUCUUCUCUUCUAAAACCCAACAAGGAGUAAAACGUAAUUUUCGCAUGGGCGCAUCAUUAUCCAGUCUAACAGAUAACGAAUCAACGACGGGAAAACCAAGUCUUGGUGACAUACCGGAAAAUUGCGUGGAAUGUGUGUUUAUGUACCUUAAUCCACCCGAAAUCUGUAAUUUAGCUAGGCUUAAUAGGGCUUUUCGUCGUGCUGCAUCAAGCGACGCCGUUUGGGAUUCUAAACUUCCGGUUAAUGUUCAUCAACUGCUCGACGUAUUGCCUCAAAGAAAAAAAUACGAGGGGUUUUCUAAGAAAGAUAUAUUUGCUUUGUUAUCUAGGCCUGUUCCAUUUGAUGAUGGCAAUAAGGAAGUAUGGUUGGAUAGAAUUAGUGGAAGGAUUUGCAUGUCUAUCUCCACGAAAGCGAUGUUGAUAACUAGUGGUGAAGACAGAAGACAUUGGAACUGGUUUCCUACUGAUGAGUCAAGGUUCCACGUUGUGGCGUAUUGCCAGCAAGUAUGGUGGUUUGAAGUAGGUGGUUCAGUGAAAUUCCCAUUUCCUCCGGAUGUAUACACGCUAACAUUCAGGGUCCACCUUGGGAAAUUUUACAAGAGACUUGGUCGACGUGUUUGCAACUUUGAGCACACUCAUGGAUGGGAUUUAGGGCCAGUGCGAUAUGAACUAUCUACAUCUGAUGGGCAGCAUAUAGUGAGUGAGUCCUCCAUACAUGAUAGCGAUCAAGGUGGCAACUGGAUAGAGUACAAGGUGGGUGAAUUUAUAGUGAGUAGGUCCGACCCUGCUACUGAAGUUAGAUUUUCAAUGAAACAGAUUGAUUGCACACAUUCAAAAGGUGGGCUCUGUGUAGAUUCUGUAUCGAUUGUCCCAAGCGAUCUGAAAGGUCGUAGAAGAAAAAGGGUCUUGAAGUACCACUGAGUCAUCUGUUUCUAAUUUUUUCCACUGCUCCCAGAAAGUUUUGGUUGGGGUCCCAUAAUACGGCUUAUACUGUCUAAAAACUUGGUUUCGUGGAGGAUAGUCAUUGUAGUUUUUUGCCUUAGGUACCUGUGUCCGUGUAAAUGUUACUAUGUCAUCUUUGGUCCAGUUUUGUCACAGAAUGGAAAGAUCAAGAAAAUGUACUUUGCUUAUGUGUCACGAGGAAAGGUUUAACGUUCUUCUUGUACAUGUAAAUAUUCGAGAAAUUCUUUUUCAAAUGUCUUUACUGCUACUUGUAUUA